GUUUUAGCUGAUGCUGUUGCACGCUUGGUUGUAGAUAAAUUCAGUGAUUUGACCGAAAAUUUCACAUCUCCACAUGCACGUAGAAAAGUCCUUGCUGGAAUUGUCAUGACAACAGGUACAGAUGUGAAAGAUGCCUUGGUAAUAAGUGUUUCUACAGGAACAAAAUGCAUCAAUGGUGAAUACAUGAGUGAUCGUGGUCUUGCACUAAACGAUUGCCAUGCAGAAAUUGUCUCUCGACGAUGCCUCCUUAAAUUUCUGUAUACACAACUUGAGCUUUAUCUAAGCAAUAAAGAGGAUCAGCAAAAAUCCAUUUUUAUCAAAUCGGAGCGAGGCGGGUUUAAGCUGAAGGAGAACGUGCAGUUUCAUCUCUACAUCAGCACAUCUCCUUGUGGUGACGCUAGGAUUUUCUCACCACAUGAAGCUGCACAAGAGGAUCAAGGGGACAGGCAUCCAAACCGCAAAGCGAGGGGACAGCUGAGGACAAAGAUAGAGUCUGGGGAAGGGACCAUCCCCGUGCGCUCCACUACCACUAUCCAGACGUGGGACGGCGUGUUGCAGGGGGAAAGGCUGCUCACCAUGUCCUGCAGCGACAAGAUCGCCAGGUGGAACGUAUUGGGUAUUCAAGGAGCCUUACUUAGCCUCUUUGUGGAGCCAAUUUACUUCUCUAGCAUCAUCUUGGGGAGUUUAUAUCAUGGGGAUCAUCUAUCCAGAGCCGUAUACCAGAGGAUAGCAGAGAUAGAAGAUCUACCACCUCUUUAUACACUCAACAGACCUUUACUUAGUGGUAUUAGCAAUGCAGAAGCACGUCAGCCUGGGAAAGCGCCAAACUUCAGUGUGAACUGGACGGUAGGAGACGCUGGUCUGGAAGUGAUUAACGCCACCACGGGCAAGGACGAGCUGGGGCGCGCGUCUCGCCUGUGCAAGCACGCCCUCUACAGCCGCUGGCUGCGCGUCCACGCCAAGCUUUCCUGCAGCUUGCGCUCGAAGAUCCUCAAGCCUAACCUGUACCACGACACCAAACAAGGAGCCACUGAGUAUCAAACUGCCAAAGAGUGCUUGUUUAAAGCGUUCCUGAAGGCAGGACUUGGAGCGUGGGUGGAGAAGCCCAUAGAGCAGGAUCAGUUUUCUCUCACGGUCUAAUUCACAGACUGCACAUCACUUUGGAAAAGGGGUGGUUCUGGAAAUUCCUGGUGUCCAGCAUUGCUUUCUGGCAUCUCCACAGCCAUCAAAACAUCUUUUUACCAUUUGGAGU
Molecule: messenger RNA, 1252 nt
Organism: Merops nubicus (carmine bee-eater)
Lineage: Eukaryota; Metazoa; Chordata; Aves; Coraciiformes; Meropidae
Gene: ADARB1
Product: adenosine deaminase, RNA-specific, B1
Exons: 7
Biological process (GO): adenosine to inosine editing; RNA processing
Cellular component (GO): nucleolus; cytoplasm
Molecular function (GO): double-stranded RNA adenosine deaminase activity; tRNA-specific adenosine deaminase activity; double-stranded RNA binding
Source: RefSeq, a predicted model, not a curated record